This is a messenger RNA of Exophiala oligosperma, 3626 nucleotides long. RefSeq lists its product as uncharacterized. Bases 62 to 3481 code for a protein of 1139 amino acids. The transcript has a single exon. NCBI's taxonomy places the organism in Eukaryota, Fungi, Ascomycota, Eurotiomycetes, Chaetothyriales, Herpotrichiellaceae. The record is from RefSeq and is a predicted model, not a curated record.
GCACAGACCUGUAUAUGCCACCACCAUAUCUCAUAUCACAGCAACCACUCUUACGGUUACUAUGCCAUCUAGAUCCUCGAAUCCUCCCUUCCUUCCACGUUCUUCUCGACCUCUCAGAAAAUUCUCAUUCUCGACCUGUUCUUCAUUCAGCUCUCAGAAGGACGUGUGGGAUUCCAGGAUUCCAAGUGAGACUGUAACCUACGCCGGCAUCCAAAAGAACGAAUCAAGACAUAGACACAGCAGCCAGGCUGUAUUUGACUUUCAGAAACAGCAAGCGGUUGACUCUGUGGCUCAUUUUCACACGGCUGAGAGAGCCGAGCUCGCCGCCUCACAACGCCACCAACGCCUGAUAAAUAACGAGGAGGCGUCACGCAUUUCUCAAGCCCAAACUCAGACUGACGAAGUUGCGACACUCGCAGCACCUCAGGGGGUGGAUGCAUGGUCCAUCCCCUUGGAUCAAUCAAGGAGGCAGACAGCCAUCUUCAUCGGGCCCGUGGUAGAAGCGCCUUCGAAGGCACCCGGUCGAGAAUCUGGCCCAGCGGCAGGAACAUAUCUGCGAGUUUCGAGUGCCUACGUGGAUAUGCAUCGACCCCUCCAUAAGGAAGACUAUUUGAUUGCUCGAGGAGCCAAUCCGCGGACCGGCGUGGUGACUCCAGGCUCCCAUAGUGCUAGCAGUUCUGUCGACGGCAAAUCUCCAGUUCCUCAUGGUCGAUGGCGACAAAGAGGGGAUGAAUGGAUCAGUUCUGAUUUCGAGCAGGAGACGCCUCCCCCGAAACAGCGCAAAGAGAGGCUCUCACCACCACAUCAGCGACUGAGAUUGCCCCCGAAACUGGUGGCACGUGAGCGUGGCUCUUCUGUUGGCGAACUCAGUGCCCCGAUCAAGCCGCUUGGACAGAAUUCACGGUCGAGCAAUGGAGAUACAUUUGCUUUCUACAGGCAUGUCAGGGAGUCCGAGAUGCAUCGGGAAGUCCCCAUAAGGACAAUAAGUCCACAGAUGCGGCAAAAGCAGUCGCCUGGAGAGCCGGGUGUUCGGAGAAAACCAGUAGGAACACCACCGAAGGGCAAACGGGACGGUGCAAAAUCAGAUUCGCCUGCAAUCGAUGAAAGCGAUGACACCGUGCUACGACCUCCAAAACUUGAAACCGAUCUCAGAUCUUCCUCUGCACCCGUACCUGCACCCUUGCGCAACUUCGGGCCUUGCAAUGUUGACAAAGAUCUCCCGACUUUACCAGGAGACACACCACGUUCCCCGUCACAAGAAUAUCGGACUAUAGCAACGCAGAACCCUUUUUUAGGCGGAGAAGAAAAGGAGACAGCAAGAGAGUUUCCAGAUCCCACGAGCCAAGGAAGCACUGGCCGUGCUAUAGCUCAGAAAGAUCUACCAUGUCUGCCGAUGAACAAUGGCCCGUCCCGGUUGCGACAGGCUUCAACACCUAUGGAAUUGGGUACGGUAAGGGACAAUCUAGUCAGCUCGAAGAAUGUCAUGAGCCCACCAGCAGAAAGUCCUCGAGGCCCGAGAGGGGGAAACCCAGCGUAUCCAUUCACACGACUUGCGCGACAGACUCAUCCACCGCCGCAAACAAGAAAGGGCAACGGCCCCUUGGGUGUAAGGCCGAUGCCAGUACCCAUAUACGACAAUCCGCCAAAGCAACAUUCGCCAACUAUGACGAGACCAAUGUUGGUGAGAACAGAAGGUCCGAGGUCGAUGCCACCAACAGCGAUGCGGAUGCCGAACAGGAGCAGGGACGACCACGACCUCUUAUCGAAUACCACUUCCACUCUCACAAGCACUACUAUCAGCCGGCCUGGUCUUCCCAGGCAGCUAAUGGUGGGACCAAGACCUUCGAUGCCAGAUCCUCGGAUGACGAAUACUGGCCGCCCUCGAGUGCCGAAAAGGCCAGCUCCACCAGACACACCCGGCAUUUUCAUGAACACCGGUAUGAAUAUGAGUAGCGAUUCGAUCAUGCCGAUGCUGCUGCCCAGAGUCAGGCCAAGAGGUAUGUCCCGUCCAACAAUGCCCGUCCGAGACCAAAAUAUGCACGAUGUUCCGAAGAUGAUGCCCGUGCACAAACACUCAAACCUGACAUCGAUGGGACCUGUGCCUUUGUGGGGAGAAACAGAAUGGGAAGGGAGCGUGUCAACAAGAAGCCCCUUGGACCCAGAACGAAGCCUGGUUCCGCCACCCUUACGGCCACGAGUCCAGUCAGGUCAAGAGCAUUCGACGGGGACAGAUAUACACAAAGAAGGAGAGAAUACAAAAGUGAACCGCCCUGGUCUGACGAGGAAAUGCAGCCGCUGUCACAACGGCUUCGUAGACGUCAAGCGUCCCGGUCUCGGUGGUGUCAUCCAUACGUCCGGCCACCAAAAGAACGGAGAAAGAGUAGACGAGGGUUCUAAACUGAUUCAUCCAACUGGCAGCCCACUUCCAGGGUUACCGGAGGAGUCUGAUGCUAGCGGAAAUGAGCAUCAACAUGGAGAGAACCAGGAAUGCCAUGACGUCUGUUGUCCCGACUGUUGUAAAGAGCAAGAUGUACAUGGAAGUUGCCUUGGACACCCAAGCCCAAGCUCCAUGGGAAGUCCUGGUAAAACCAUCUGGUCUGAGGCCCAUAGUCCAAGCAGCGCCAGUGAGAGCGAGGGAUGGGAUUAUGGCAAAAAUCAAAAGGGUAAUCGACCUCCGCCUGAGAUCCAUCUGACCGAAGAGAACACAUCUAGUCCGAGGAGAUCAAAACUGCGACCUACAGGGAGGUCCCCUAUUGAACUUUCAGCUCAGCCAAGAACACCUGCGACUCCUUUCAAGAAAGCCGCAAGCUCACGAAAUGAAUUGGUGUCUAAGCAGAAGUCAUCAACGCCAGGUUCACACAAGAGGCAAAGAAGCUGCAGUUCGCCGGUCAUCGGAUCAGCUGGUCCUGUCCGCAAACCGAAUAGUAGCCAGGGUGUAAGGUUAGCCAGCGGCUCUCGCCUCAGAGUCCCGACACCGACAGGGCUUGCGAUCUCGUGUAUUGGCCUUCCGAGAAAUCGAAAUACUAGUGGGACAAGUAUUGGUACAAUUGAAGUACAACUCCCUGGCCUCGGAUCAUUUGGAGGUGGAGCCGUCAGUGACUUAGUCCUGGUGCCAUUCGAGGCGACAAAGAUGUGGAUCAAGAAUCACCCGCAGGCCAUGAAGAUAGGAUGGCAAGCAUUGGAACGUGGUUGGCAAAUGAGUCAGGUCAUGACCACGACUGCUUGGAGACUCUGGGCCCUUGUGUUUGUGUAUUCAAAAACUGGCAAGUUGAAGCUCAAAGUAUCCAAGGGCGAGACUGCAGGGGGAUUCGUGAUUGAUUGUGCAAGGAGUGCGUUAUACUUACUCGUCUUUGCGGCAGUGGGUGUUUUCCUUUUACGGGUUCUGGGGAUCGUGUUGGGACUAUUUGGGAUUGUUGGUUGGUUUGUCAAAACCAUCUUUUGGGUCUUGGGGAAAGUGCUAGGAUCAGGGACAGUGAGGUGAUUCUUGAGAACAGGUAGACGGAGUACGUCGUGGUGGAUGGGUAUUGUUACACUCUGUAUCAUUGUUAUUAUCCACCAUUAGUAGACAGUAUCAGCGUUUAGGUAGAAGAGGUAAUAAGAGGUAAUCAUACUUCAUUACAAUCGCA